Messenger RNA from Monopterus albus (swamp eel), 1520 nucleotides. It is a transcript of the gene mcat, whose product is annotated as malonyl CoA:ACP acyltransferase (mitochondrial). The record is from RefSeq and is a predicted model, not a curated record. The transcript has 5 exons. The coding region runs from base 190 to 1332 and encodes 380 amino acids. NCBI's taxonomy places the organism in Eukaryota, Metazoa, Chordata, Actinopteri, Synbranchiformes, Synbranchidae. Gene Ontology annotation, molecular function: transferase activity.
GGAGCUGAGAGUGACCCGGAAAAAAAGAGUAAACUUAACCUCUGUCACAUGGCGGCUCCCAAGGACUCAUGUUGGUGGUGGAUGAGGAGUUAGCCCAAGUUAAGUUUUCUUUUAAUUAAUCACAGUUGAGCCAUGGAGGCUAUGGGUUUGUUCUGAUGUGUGAAGGCAUCGCUAGGUGAGGAGUACGCCAUGUUGGCAUCAGUGGUUGCAGCCUCCAGAGGGAGCAUCAGGUCUUUGGUCUCUCUGAGUAGGAGACAGACCACCAACCAGCCCGGCUCCCCGAACAGAGUCGAAAGCCCCGCUCCUCUCCCGGACAGCGAGCCGGCCGCGGUGGAAGAGGAGCAGCGGCGGAAACCCACAAAAGACCCGAGCAGCCGCACCGUGUUCCUCUUUCCCGGCCAGGGCAGCCAAUUCGUGGGCAUGGGAAGAGGACUUUUAAGGUACCCCAACGUCAAAGAAAUGUUCUCAGUAGCUCAGAAGAUCCUCGGGUACGACUUGCUGUCCCUGUGCCUGGAGGGGCCCGAGGAGGAGCUGAUGAAGACGGUGCACUGUCAGCCGGCGGUGUUGGUCUGCUCGCUAGCUGCGGUGGAGAAGCUCAACUGUGAAAACCCCAAGGCUGUUGAGACAUGUGUUGCAGCUGCAGGUUUCAGUGUUGGAGAAUUUGCGGCUCUGGUCUUUUCUGGUUCCAUGAGCUUUGCAGAAGCUCUGUUUGCGGUGAAGGUGCGUGCAGAGGCCAUGCAGGAAGCCUCGGAGCUGGUUCCCAGUGGGAUGCUGUCAGUUGUUGGUAGACCUCAAGCUCAGUAUAAAUAUGCCUGUCUGCAAGCUAAAGAGCACUGCAAGAGUCUGGGGAUUGAGGAGCCGGUGUGCUCUGUGGCCAGCUAUCUGUUCCCCGAUGGCAGGGUCAUCGCAGGCCACCAACAGGCUCUGGAUUUCCUUCAGCAGAACUCUAGACGCCUCCAUUUCAUGAGGACCAAACUUCUCCCAGUCAGUGGAGCAUUUCACACCGAGCUGAUGGCAGCAGCUGCCGAACCCCUCAGAGAAGUUCUCAGACAGAUGGAGGUGCGGCGUCCUGAGAUCAGCGUGUACUCCAACAUCGACGGCAAACGCUACAUGAACGAGAGCCACGUGCGUAGACAGCUGGUGAAGCAGCUGAUGUCGCCGGUGAAGUGGGAGCAAACUUUGCACGAGAUCUACGAGAGGACGCAGGGAGAGAAGUUCCCUCACACCUAUGAGGUCGGACCUGGAAAGCAGCUCGGCGCCACACUUCGGAAGUGCAACAGGAAGGCCUUCACAACAUACACACAGGUGGAGGUCACCACUUAUGAAGACUGAUACUGAAAAGACAUGGACUCGGCGACAAAAACACCCAAGCAGUGGGAGGAAAAUGGACCUCGGUGCUUAUUUUAUCUCAGACAACAUGACCAGCAAGGUAAUCCUGCAAGCUCCUGUGGUUGCAUCAUCACAGUCUUGUUUGUGUAUUACUCUGAAAUUGAAUAAAAACAUUUUUUUCAAUAAUGAAA